Molecule: messenger RNA, 1297 nt
Organism: Andrographis paniculata
Lineage: Eukaryota; Viridiplantae; Streptophyta; Magnoliopsida; Lamiales; Acanthaceae
Product: vestitone reductase-like
Exons: 4
Coding region: 48-1037 (329 amino acids)
Molecular function (GO): oxidoreductase activity, acting on the CH-OH group of donors, NAD or NADP as acceptor
Source: RefSeq, a predicted model, not a curated record
GAAAAUAUAACUGCAACUUGAAGAGUUCAAUUUACCACAGAGGAAAAAUGGCAGACGAUCAAAAGAUGGAGAAAGGAAGAGUAUGCGUUACAGGGGGAACAGGGUUUGUAGCUUCUUGGCUUAUCAUGAAGCUUCUUCAACAUGGCUAUUCUGUCAACGCUACUGUCCGCUCCCAUCCUUCAGGCAGCAAGAAAGACCCAAGCUUUCUAACAAGCUUACCCGGCGCACAAGACAGACUACAGAUUUUCCCAGCAGAUCUCAACGAUCCAGGAAGCUUCGGACCAGCAAUCGAGGGCUGCGUAGGGCUAUUCCACGUCGCCCAUCCCAUGGAUGCCGGGGAUGAAGAAACAGCCACGAAUAAAUCUGUGGGGGCAUUACUAGGAAUUCUCCAAGCGUGUGUCGACUCCAAGACAAUCAAGAAAGUGGUGUACACCUCCAGCGCAGUCACCGUGGCCAUGAAAGACAGGGGCGGCGAUGAAGCUCAGCUGGACGAGGGUUCAUGGAGCGAGGUAAAUUUCAUGAGGAACAUGACGGCAUUCGGAGUCAGCUACUGUAUUUCGAAGACGAUGACUGAAAAGGCGGCUCUCGAAUUCGCCACCAACCAUGGCUUGGAUCUUGCCACCGUGAUCCCGCCAUGGAUACACGGACCCUUCAUCUGCCCCAAUAUGCCUUUCUCUGUAAAGAAGAUGCUGGGCCUCAUCAUCGGCAAUGAACCCUCGGUUAACUAUGCAAGAACCAGUGCAAUAGUGCACGUGGAUGAUAUCGCCGAGGCUCACAUAUAUCUUUUCGAGCAUCGGGAGGCCAACGGGAGGUACAUUUGCUCGGCGGUAGAGGCAACAGAUAGGGAAUUGGUUGAGCUUGUUUCGUCGCGGUAUCCCGAGUUUAAAUUGGUGAAUCCAAAAAUUUUAUCUGAUCCAGCAGAUAACAGUAGGUUUUCAUCCAAGAAGCUGUUGGAGACUGGUUUCACGUUUAAACAUGGACUUGAGGAAAUGUUUGACGAUGCUAUCCGCUGCUGCAAGAACAAGGGGCUUCUCUGAUUAGGCUGCUUAUCUUAUUACACUAUAUUUAUGUAGCGAUUUAAAUACGAAAAAUAAAGAACCGCGAGCUUUCCCACCGGAUGGUUAUCUGGAGGGUUGAAUGAAGCGUCGAAUUGUCAAUGUACUAUAUCCUUUACUGCAAUUAAACGACGCCGUUUCUUGCUUGAGUGGGCCCUCCUUCCAGAAUCUGGCAAAAACUGACACGAUAGACAAUUUGACACGAAAUAAUUAAGUUUUUGGUAAAAAUUUCAAUUCGAUUA